Molecule: messenger RNA, 8452 nt
Organism: Girardinichthys multiradiatus
Lineage: Eukaryota; Metazoa; Chordata; Actinopteri; Cyprinodontiformes; Goodeidae
Gene: myo10
Product: myosin X
Exons: 41
Coding region: 451-6714 (2087 amino acids)
Biological process (GO): signal transduction
Cellular component (GO): cytoskeleton; myosin complex
Molecular function (GO): ATP binding; cytoskeletal motor activity; protein binding
Source: RefSeq, a predicted model, not a curated record
AGGAGGAGGAGGAGGAGGAGGAAGAGGAGGAGGAGGAGGCUAGCUGGGAAGGCGGAGCUUUUCCAUUAUUGUACGGCGGGUCCUGGUGAGUCCCCGAGUGAAGCGUCUCCAAAGUUUCACCGGCGUGCGGUUCUUCAUAUCUCCUGCACCAGCUGUGGUACCAAACAAACGGACCACAGAUGCGAAGCCGCAGCGCGUCGUGAGCAAGACGCAGUUUGUUUAGAAGGACUUUAAUUGUUCUUUCCGGAUGAAUAACUCAUGAAACAGAGUAAAUGUGCUCCUGUAGCUCCUCACAGACGGACUGAGGGACCAUCCUGCAGGAAUGAGGAGGAUGCGCUGAAACUCUCCAAUCUGAAAACAUUCGGGUUGUUUUAACUUGGAAUGAGUUGGAUCCGCUGGACGCGCCGUUUCCAUACAGUAAAUCCUCUGGGAUUAAAAUAAAGAGGGGCAAUGGAUAACUUCUUCACGGAGGGUGAUCGAGUUUGGUUACGGGAGGAUGAGCAGUUCCUUCCCAGCACUGUGUCUUCCUGUUCUGGAGGUGUUGUCAUCUUUGCCACAGACUACGGCCAGGUGUACACUUACAAACAGAAUGCCCUCACCAGACAGAAGGUGCAGCCCAUGCACCACAGCAGCGUCAGAGGGGUGGAGGACAUGGCGACACUCGAGGACCUUCAUGAAGGCGCCAUCAUGCACAACCUCUUCCAGCGUUACCAGCAGAGACAAAUCUAUACGUACAUCGGCUCCAUCCUGGCGGCAGUGAACCCCUACCAGCCGUUGCCUGGUCUGUACGACCGGCCAACCGUGGAGCUGUACAGUCGCCACCACCUCGGGGAAAUUUCUCCACACAUCUUUGCUGUGGCCAAUGACUGCUACCGCUCGCUGUGGAAGAGGCUGCAGAACCAGUGCGUCCUGAUCAGUGGAGAAAGUGGAGCCGGUAAAACAGAAAGCACCAAGCUGAUUUUGAGGUUUCUGUCUGCCAUGAGCCAACACUCACUGGAGGUUUCCUGCAGAGACAAGUCAUCUCAUGUGGAGGAGGCGCUGCUGGAGAGCAGUCCCAUCAUGGAGGCCUUUGGAAAUGCUAAGACCGUCUACAACAACAACUCGAGCCGCUUUGGGAAGUUUGUCCAGCUGCAUUUCAGCCAGAAGGGAAACAUUCAAGGGGGCAGAAUUGUUGAUUAUCUUCUAGAAAAAAAUCGAGUUGUUCGGCAGAACCCAGGAGAGAGAAACUAUCACAUUUUUUACGCCAUAUUAGCAGGAACCAACAACCAGCAAAGAGAGGCAUUUGGGUUGACACAUCCUGAAAGCUAUCACUACCUGCGACAGUCCCACUGCAUCGCUGACAAGACAAUCAACGACAAAGACACUUUUCAGGAUGUUCUGAACGCCAUGCAAACAAUGCAGUUCACAGAGGAGAACAUCAGUGAGAUCCUGCGCCUCCUGGCAGGGAUUCUCCAUGCAGGGAACAUUGAGUUUAUGACGGCUGGAGGGGCACAAGUUGCCUCCAAAUCAGCUCUGUGCUGGACAUCUGAACUCCUGGGACUGAACUCAGAUCAGCUCGCAGAAGUCCUGACCCACCGCUCAAUGAUCCUCAGGGGGGAGGAGAUCUCCACACCACUAACGGUUGAACAGGCGGUGGACUCCAGAGACUCCAUGGCCAUGGCACUUUAUUCUCAGUGUUUCAACUGGAUCAUUCACAAACUGAACAACCGCAUCAGGGGCAAGGAGGACUUCAAAUCCAUCAGCAUCCUGGACAUUUUUGGAUUCGAGAACUUUGAGGUUAAUCGCUUUGAGCAGUUCAACAUCAACUAUGCAAAUGAGAAGCUUCAGGAGUAUUUUAACAAGCACAUUUUUUCUCUGGAGCAACUUGAAUACAACAAAGAGGGUCUGGUUUGGGUCGAUGUUAACUGGAUGGACAACGGAGAAUGUCUGGAUUUGAUUGAGAAGAAACUGGGUCUCCUGGCACUGAUGAAUGAGGAGAGUCACUUUCCCAAAGCCACAGAUGACACCUUGCUGGAGAAACUCCACAGCCAGCACUCGAAAAAUCCGUUUUAUGUGAAACCUCGUGUUGCUGUGCACUGCUUUGGAGUCAGACACUAUGCAGCAGAGGUGGUAUAUGAUGUGAGGGGAAUGCUGGAGAAGAACAGAGACACUUUCAGGGAUGACAUCCUCAACAUGCUGAGAGAAAGCAGGUUGGACUUUGUCUAUGAUCUGUUUGAACAUGUAUUGAGCCGCAACAAGCAGGACACUCUGAGGAGCAGCACCAAGCACAGACGGCCAACCGUCAGCUCCCAGUUUAAGGAAUCUCUGCACUCUCUGAUGGCCACACUCAGCACGUCCAACCCGUACUUUAUACGAUGCAUCAAACCAAACACACACAAGAUGCCUGACCAUUUCGACCAGACGGUGGUUCUGAACCAGCUCAGAUACUCCGGCAUGCUGGAAACGGUCAAGAUCCGACGCACCGGUUUCCCGGUCCGCAGAUCGUUCCAGGACUUCUGCUCCAGGUACAAGGUGUUGAUGAGGGGUGGUCUAAUGCCAGAUGACCACAGGGGGCGCUGCAAGCAGCUGCUGCACCUUUACGACAGCAGCAGUACAGAUUGGCAGCUUGGCAAAACCAAAGUCUUUCUUCGGGAGUCUCUGGAGCACCGGCUGGAGAAGCAGAGGGAGGUGGAGGUGCUAAAAGCAGCCAUGAUCAUCCAGGCCCACGUCAUGGGAUACAUGGCCAGGAGGCAGUACAGGAAGCUGCUGCAGUGCAUCGUGGUAAUUCAGAAGAACUACCGGGCUUUCUACUGGAGGAGGAAGUUCCUGUUGCUCCGCUGGGCCACGCUGACUUUCCAGAAACGUCUGCGGGGCCAGCUGGCCCGUCGGGCCUUCAGCCGGCUGCUGGAGGAGAGGAGGAAGAGGGAGGAGGAGGAGCACCGCAGAAAGAUGGAAGAGGAGAUGGAGAGGGAGAGAUUGAGGCUGGAGGCGGAGAGACUCGCCAAGGAGGCUGAGGAAGCUCGGCGACAGGAAGAGCUGCAGCGCGCCGAGGAGCUCGCCUCUCUUGUUUUUGUCAGGUCUCAGCUGGAACAAGCAGCUGCAGCAUCGCCUGAAACACUGGAGGAGCUGGAGUCAGCGGACGUCUUUAAGGAGGCUACAGAGGAGGAGGAGGCGAUCCGUCCUCAGGAGGCAUCUCAGGUGGAGGAGAUCCUCCGGCUGGAGCGAGAGAUCCAGGUGCUGCAGAGGCAAAAGGAGCGUCAGGAGCUCUCUCUGACCGAGGCCUCCCUCCACCGCCUGCAGCGUCUUCGAGAUCAGGAGCUGCUGCGGCUGGAGGACGAGGCCUGCAAGGCGGCGCAGCAGUUCCUUGACUCGCUGAAUUUUGACGAGAUUGAUGAGUGUGUGAGGAACAUUGAAAGCUCCUUGGGUGUGGGGGAGGAAGAGGAGAAGGAGAAUGGAGAGAGAAGAGGCAACGAUGAAGAGGAGGUUGAUGAAGGGUUCGAAGCUGAUGACGAGGUUUUCAAAGACUCACCUAACCCAAGUGAGCACGGCCACUCAGACGGCCAGCGCACCAGUGGAAUCAGAACGAGCGACGAUUCAUCUGAAGAAGACCCGUACGCCAACGAUGUGGUGAUCCCACCGAUGCCCCUCACCACCCUGCUUCACCAGCCGCUGCCUCCUCUACCUCCAGCCUCCCACAGCGUCUCAUCCAGCGGCGACUCCGCCUUCUGCCGCCCGCAGCAUUCGUCUGAGGCGCCAUCUGACGACCUGGUGGAGCUGAUUCCACCAGACGAGGACUCAGACUACGACCAGGACGACUAUGAUGAGGGCGCUAUCGUGUCCAGUGGCAGCAUGGCCCUCUCCCACUCUCGCAGUGGUCAGUGGUCUCCUGAUUACCGGGGCUCCGUGGGAACGUACAACAGCUCAGGGGCUUACCGCUUCAGCUCCGAAGGCGCUCAGUCAUCGUUUGAGGACAGCGAAGAUGACUUUGACAGGUUUGACACAGAUGACGAGUUAUCGUAUCGACGGGACUCGGUCUACAGCUGCGUCACUCUGCCGUACUUCCACAGCUUCCUCUUCAUCAAAGGAGGUUUGAUGAACACGUGGAAGCGGCGCUGGUGCGUUCUGAAGGACGAGACCUUUCUGUGGUUCCGGGCCAAGCAGGAGGCGCUGAAGCAGGGCUGGCUGCACAAGAAGGGAGGCGGCUCAUCCACGCUGUCUCGCCGCAACUGGAAGCGCCGUUGGUUCGUGCUGCGCCAGAGCAGACUGAUGUACUUUGAGAAUGACAGUGAGGAGAAAAUGAAGGGGGUGCUGGACAUGAAUAAUGCCAAAGAAAUUGUUGAUAACACCGGUAAGGAAAACGGUAUCGACAUUGUGAUGCCGGAGAGGACCUACCAUCUGAUCGCAGAGUCUCCUGAGGAUGCAAGUCAAUGGUUCAGCGUGCUGAGUCAGGUCCACGGCUCCACUGAACAAGAGAUCAGCGAGAUGCAUGAUGAGCAGGCCAAUCCCCAGAACGCUGUGGGAACGUUGGACGUGGGAAUGAUCGACUCGGUUUGUGCCUCAGAUAAUCCAGAAAGACCAAACUCUUUCGUCAUCAUCACUGCGGAGCGAGUUUUGCACUGCAACGCCGACACACCCGAGGAGAUGCACCACUGGAUCACUCUGCUGCAGCGCUCCAAAGGAGACGCUCGUGUCGACGGGCAGGAGUUCAUCAUCAGGGGCUGGUUGCACAAAGAAAUAAAAAACAGCACCAAAGCCUCACUGAAGCUGAAGAAACGGUGGUUCCUACUCACCCACAAUUCCCUGGACUACUACAAGAGCUCAGAGCGGAACGCCUUGAAGCUGGGAACACUGGUGCUGAACAGCCUCUGCUCUGUGGUGCAGCCAGAUGAGAAGUUCUACAAGGAGAGCGGAUACUGGAACGUGAUCGUCUACGGGCGAAAACACUCGUACCGACUCUACUGUAAGCUGCUGAAUGAAGCCACACGUUGGGCCAGCUCCAUCCAGAACGUCAUCGACACCAAAGCUCCCAUCGACACUCCAACCCAGCAGCUCAUCCAGGACAUCAGGGAGAACUGUCUGAACUCAGAGGUGGUGGAGCAGAUCUACAAGAGGAACCCCAUCCUCCGCUACAGCCACCACCCACUGCAUUCACCGCUGCUGCCGCUGCCCUACGGAGACAUCCAGCACAGCGCGACACGGAGUAGGAGCUACACAACCCUGCAGGAUGAAGCCCUCAGAAUGUUCAGCUCUCUUCAGCACCUGGACGGAGUGGCUGACCCCGUCCUCAUCAUCCAGGGCAUGCUGCAGACCGGCCAGGAGCUCAAACCGCUGCGCGACGAGCUCUACUGCCAGCUGAUCAAGCAGACCACCAGGCCGCCUCAGCCUGGGAGCCCUGGGAACCUCUGCAGCUGGAAGAUCCUGGCCUGCAUGUCCUGCACCUUCAUCCCCUCACGGAGCAUCCUCAGAUACCUGAAGUUCCACCUGAAGAGGACCCACGAGCUCUUCCCCGCCUCAGAGAUGGACCAUUACGCCGCCUACACCCUCGACUGUUUGAAGAAGACCCGAGCCAGGGAGAAUGUGCCAUCGCAGGAGGAAAUCCGUUCCAUCGUGGCCCGACAAGAGAUGAGCACCACGGUCCACUGCCACGGAGGAGGCUCCUGCAAGAUCACCAUCAACUCACACACCACUGCUGGAGAGGUGGUGGAGAAGCUGAUCCGCGGCCUGGCCAUGGAGGACAGCAGGAACAUGUUUGCUCUGUUCGAACACAAUGACAGCACCGAAAAAGCCAUCGAGAGUCGGACCGUGGUGGCAGACGUGCUCGCCAAGUUUGAAAAACUUUCAGCGAGCGCGGAUGAAGGCAACACGGGCUGGAAGUUGUACUUCAAACUGUACUGCUUCCUGGACACAGACGGUGUUCCCAAGGACAGCGUGGAGUUCGCCUUCAUGUUCGAACAGGCCCAUGAGGCAGUCAUUCAGGGUCACUAUCCUGCACCGGAGGAGACUCUCCAGUUCCUGGCUGCCCUCAGAUUCCAAUACCUCCUGGGCGACCAAAACCCCCAGGCCACCAUACCUGAGAUGUCCCAAGUUUUCCCAAUGGCUCGAUUGCGGGCCCGGGUCCAGAACUCUGCCAAGACGUUCGCUUCGGGCACCGGCUCGGUGGCCGAGCGCUCGGGAACGGCGGAGAGAAAACGUUCUAGCUUCUUGGAGGGAACGCUGAGGCGGAGCUUCAGGAGCGGCUCUCUGAGCCGGCAGAAGCUGGAGGAGGAGAACAGCCUGGAGGCCUGGAUGAGGGAGGAGGCGGCGGCGGUGAGGACCAGUGUCAUGGACAAGUGGAGGAAACUGCAGGGGAUGAACCAGGAGCAGGCCAUGGUUAAAUACAUGGCGCUGGUGAAGGAGUGGCAGGGAUACGGAUCAACGCUCUUCAACGUCGAGGGCCGCGACAGAGCGUUCCCCACAGAGCUGUGGCUCGGUGUGAGCAGGGAGUCCAUCUCUGUGUACAAACGAGGGGAGCCGUGGCCUCUGGAGGUUUUCCCCUACGAGCUGAUCCUGUCUUUUGGAGCGCCGCUGCCCAACGCCUAUAAGAUCACCGUGGAGGGCCGAGAGCUGGUCUUCGAAACCCAGAUGGUCAUGGACAUCGCCAAGCUCAUGAAGGCGUACAUCAGCAUGAUUGUGAAGAAGCGCUACAGCAACUGUCAGUCCGUCAGCAGCCAUGAAAGCAAAUGCAGUGCCUGGUGAAGUCUAACCUUUGACCUGUUGGCUGAACGAACUCCCAGAGGGUUGAUGCCACAGGGGCCUCUCAGUGCUGGAGAUAAACCUGCAGAGCUCUUAAAGCAUCCUCACAUGAAGGAACUGUUUGCAAACAUCUGCUCAGCAGAAGCACCUUUAAGUGCUCAGAGCAAACCUCCCGGUGUGAACUGUUCUUCGGAUACAUUUUCCAAAAGACUUCUGGGAAACAGAAACAAUAAAACGAGGCUGCACCUCAAUCCAACACAAUAAAAAUCAGUGACGUUUCUCCACUAAGUCCAGUUUCUGCUGGAGGUCUCUGUGGAAAUCUGAUCUCAGACCAAAGCAUCUAUACAGAAACUCUGAGUAUUUCUAUGUGCUGGUCGGAGCUGCCUGCCUACACAAGACAACAGUCUGUCCAACUUAAAGGAUGAUGCUCACAGUCAGUCAGGGGAAGCAAACCAGCAACUCAUUAGUUAAAGAUUACAUUUUAUUUGUGGAUCACUUAAAAUGAUGCUUUUAUUCAAAGCGGAAUGUGGUCUGUUUAACAGCCCCAACAGGAGGCGCCAGGCGGGAAUCCUUCCAGUGACGUUCCCACAGUGCAGGAGAAAGACUUCCCGAAAACGAACAGAUUUAACUGAACAUUAUCCAGAUCCAAGAAGAAAUAAAUGGAGCAAAGGAUAUUAGACGAUUCACACACAAAAAAUGAUCCAAAAUGUUCCUGUUUCUCAUACCAAAGAAAACCAGAAACACUAGUGUUGACUUUUAGCCACUCUUCAAAAUGGGAAAGACAAGAGAACCUGCCCUGAGAAUUUGACUGUGUGGAAGAAAAGUGCUGAAACUCUGUGGCACAGCAGUGACUGUUAAAGUGUGUUUGUUCAAAGACUGCAUGAAUGUACCCCCCCCGAAUCAAACCGAUUAUUAAACCUCUUGGUUUUUUUUAGAGCUGAUUUGCAGACAAUAGAGAUCACAAGUGCCUGUUUUCAGUGAAGCAUGAUGAACUCUAAUCAGAUCAAAGGUUCUACUGAGAAAACUCACUGAAAAAUAAAAACGUUGCUCCAAAGUUUCCUAAAACUGCUCAACUGGUCCAACUAAAGAAUCAUGAACGUUUUCUCCAUGCAAAGCAAACAGUUCCCAAAAUACUAAAGCUUACAGACUGAGUUUUAGCCAAUCUGUUGCUAAAGAUUUCCUUUCAAAAGGUUCUGGUGGGCUUCGGAACAUUUUUUAUUUAUAUUGUUUAAGACUUUUUUUGGCUGGGUCGUCAAACUAAAUUUUUCUGAAAGAAAAAGUUCCUAAAUUAGAUCCAAAAAGCUCUUCCUUGUUUCUAGGGAGCAUUAUGGUAAACACAAGCAGAUUUUCUACAACAGUUAAAGUAACUGUUCUGGGAACCAAGUUCUGACCGAGUGGGUCGGUCUCGGUUCGGCAGCGAAACAUUCCGUUAAUAUUUCCCUGGAGCUCCGCGGGCGGCAGAUCCAUCCAAAGAUGAAGACACGCAGCUUUCUCCCACAGUUCGGUGCCUUGUUGUAAAUUCUGUACACAUGCGGAUUGGUUUUUGGUAUAAUGUGCAAUGUAAUAUAUAUUUUAUAUAUGAUACAAUCAUGUGGACUGUACAUUUCCGGUCUCUGCCUUCUGAUUUGUUAUCCCAGCAUUUUUUCUCUUGUGUGUUUUUGUAUCUUUUUAAAUCUGAAUUAGCAGCAGUAUGUGUUGAUCUGAUGAGUCUUACAAUAAAUAAAAUAUUAAUAUUUGGUCA